CUCGGCGGUACGGCGAUAAAGCUGAGACAGACACACAGCACUCAUCAAGACUCACGGUGGUCCAACACACCUUCCAUGUACCUUCCACAGCUUCAGCUUCAGCUUCAGCUUCAGCUUCAACGGGCCUUGUAACUUAUAAGUGCCAAUUCUACACAAAAUACAUUCAAAGGCCAUUCCCGAGCCCGCCACUCUCCACAAGGACCGCCUUCCAUCCAGCCAGACCACGACUCCCACAUCCCUUCCAGCUACCGCCACUCACCACAAUAUAAUCCACAAUGGCCGACGAGUUCGAGCUUUCCCGCUUCCGCGAGCAAUGGAAGGAAGAAGUAACAGCACGCACGCACCCACAGGCGGCGUCGUCUUCCGCGUCCGCGUCCGCCGCCGCAGCGCGAUCCCACAAGCCACGACUGCCAUCAUUCUCGCACGCCCGGCCCACCGCAAAGGACACCAACGUCGAUGACGACGACAUUGUGGACGAGCUCCCAGUAUCGAGUAAACACAUACCGACGUCUCCGCCUCGCGCCGCGCGGCAGCCCUCGUUCUCCGCCACCACGGGCGUACCCAAGAGCGCGCUCGAGCACUACGAGAAAGCGGUCGAGAAAGAGGGAGAGGGAAAUCUAGGCGAGAGUCUGCGGCUCUACCGCCAGGCAUUCCGCAUGGACGACGCUGUCGAUAAGGCCUACAAGGAUAAACACUUCCCACGUGUCCCGGCAGCAGCAGCAGCAGCAGCAGCAGCAGCGAACGUGCCGGCCCAUGGCAAGGGGAAGGCGGUUGCCGCCCGCACCCCGCACGUUCCGGAGGCCGUCGUCCACCUCCCGAUUCCGCCGGGGACCUCGGAACUAGUGGCUUCGUUCGCCGGGUUGGCAAUCGCGCCGAUCGCCGAAACGGCUCUCGCUGCCGACGACGGUGCCGCCACCACCACUACCCAGGCGGAGGAGGAGGACGAGGAGGCCGAGAAAAAGAAAUUCUGUCUCUUUGCCGAAGUCCCGUCCGAGCUCCUGCUGCACAUCCUCCGCUUCACCGCGCUGGCCGAUAUCGCCUCGUUCGCGCGGCUAGCACAGGUCUGCAAGAGCCUCUGCUACGUCGUUGUCACCGAGGACCGCAUAUGGCGCGACGUGUGCAAGGCCACGUUCCCGCGGCAAGUCUGGGACUGGAAAGUGAGCGUGGGCGGACACCCUCUGAUCGACGAGCUCCUAGGCGGUAACGACUUCGCGGUAUCCAACGAGCAAGACGACAACAACGAAGAGGAGGAGGCUCAGCGGACCGCCCCGGUGGACGAAGAGCAACUCCCACUGUACCACUCCUCCUGGCGGGAAAUGUUCCACCUGCGCCCUCGGCUGCGCUACAACGGCGUAUACAUCAGCACGUGCAACUACCACCGGAGUGGCGGGCACAGUGGGACCAGCCUGUCGUGGGGCACGCCCGUGCACAUCGUCACGUACUACCGCUACCUGCGCUUCUACCCGGACGGCACGCUGCUCUCGCUGCUGAGCACACACGAGCCCGCCGACGUCGUCUACACGUUCAGCAAGCUCGCUUUGCCCACGUCGCUGCACGACUGGGCGCCGCAUGUCGCCCGCGGCAGGUGGAGGGUCGAUUCAGCCGGACAGGUCGAUAUCGAAACUGAGGCGCAGAAUCUCCCGAGAUACCUCUUCCGCAUGCAGCUGCGCAUCAGGGAGGCCCGCGGCCGCAUGAAUACCGUCAGGGGAGGCGCGAAACUUAACUGGGAGGGGUUCUGGAGCUGGAAUAAGCUCACGGAUGACCUGGGCAAGUUUGAAGGCAGGAAUGAUAAGCCGUUCUUCUUUUCACGCGUGGCGGCGGUGGAGAAGGAGGGCGUUGUUUAGAGGAAUUGUGUUUGUUUUGUAGUGCUGCUUGUAGAGUAGAGGGGCUGCAGAGGCUUGUAUAUAAUUACAAGGUAUGGUAGAUGUGUAUAUCAAUGACUGAUGAAUUUCCUUACAUUUCACUUCUCUUCGGUCUGGGGGAACGGGUAUCCUCUAUGAGGUAUAUAUGGCACAAGUUUGCAUC
Molecule: messenger RNA, 2025 nt
Organism: Tricharina praecox
Lineage: Eukaryota; Fungi; Ascomycota; Pezizomycetes; Pezizales; Pyronemataceae
Exons: 1
Coding region: 276-1844 (522 amino acids)
Biological process (GO): SCF-dependent proteasomal ubiquitin-dependent protein catabolic process
Cellular component (GO): SCF ubiquitin ligase complex
Molecular function (GO): protein binding
Source: RefSeq, a predicted model, not a curated record